AUGAUUGAGACCCAACUAGCUCAACUUGCUAGCACCAUCAAGGAGCAACAAGUUCACACAAGUCUCCCACCCCAAGGUCAACCUCCUAAGCAAAUGUACGCAAUUGUGACAAGGAGUGGGAAGACUUUAGAUGAUGGUGUUACGCAUGUUGAAGCUCAAUGCUCUAGGGGGGGAAAUUCUAAGGGAGAUGAGUCCUCCGACCAUGAUGAUGAGGAAGGGAAGUCUCAUGUCGAUGGCAUGAGUGAUGGUGAUAAGUCGAAAGAGACUACCCUUCUUCCUCUCCCAACUCCUACUCCCCCCUACCCUCUAAGAUUUGUCGGUAAGAAGAUGGAUGACCAAUUCCACAAAUUCUGGGAAACCAUUAGCAAACUUUAUGUGUCAUUAUCUUUUACCGAGGCACUCAAACAAAUGCCCCACUACUCAAGAUUCAUGAGGGACAUUCUUAGUGGCAAGAGAGGGUGUGAACCCAAGGAGACCGUUCAACUCACGGAGAGUUGUAGCGCUCUAAUUCAGCACUCCUUUCCCCCAAAACUCAAUGAUCCCGGGAGUUUUUUUAUCCCUUGUAGCAUUCAAAAGCUAAAAUUUGAGAAUGCUCUUUGUGAUUUGGGGGCAAGUGUGAGCAUCUUGCCAUAUAAGAUUUUUGAGAAGCUUACUCUUGGUGAUCUCUCUCUUACUGCUAUGUCAUUGCAACUAGCCGAUCGAUCGGUUAUGUUUCCAUUGGGUAGGAUUGAGGAUGUUCCCCUCGUAGUUGGCAAGCUUACUUUUCUUGUUGACUUCGUUGUCUUGGACAUCGAUGAGGAUGCCCACACCCCCAUUAUCUUGGGGAGGCCAUUCUUGGCCACCGCGGGUGCCCUUAUCGAUGUGCAAGGGGGACUUAUCACCUUGAAGGCUGGAGAUGCCAAAGCUAGCUUCAAGCUCACUAUUGAUGAUCAAUGUUGUCCCAAAAUGAAUAGUUGCAUGAAAAUCGACACUCUUGCUUGUGUUGAGAACAACCAUACUUGUGCUAAUUCUUCUAACUAUUUUCAUGUUUCUAAGUGUGCUAAUAAGCUUGCUAGGUCCUCUCUCGGUGAAAAGGAAGUCCAUGGAGAUCCAAAGACUCUUGGGGAUGAGUUUGAUGAUGUUGUAACCAUCCUCGAGUUAUUUGAGAUGCAUGAUGAAGAUGUUAAUGGAGCUAAACGCUCCAAGGUGUUCCAUAGGUCGGCUAAGAAAGCCAAGCAGUCCAAGAAGGUCAAGAAUCCAUCAAUUCCCGAGGAGAGGCAUGUUGGUGGAUCGUUUGGCUUUCGUCUCUUGAAAGGCGGUAUCGGUAAGAUCUUUGUGCCCAAAGGGGCAAAGAAGUGCAUGGUGACUAGUGUUGACCCAAAGUUGGUCGUGUUUGACCCCCCUUGA
Spinacia oleracea (spinach) is the source of this 1386-nucleotide messenger RNA. RefSeq lists its product as uncharacterized. The transcript has a single exon. The coding region runs from base 1 to 1386 and encodes 461 amino acids. Lineage: Eukaryota; Viridiplantae; Streptophyta; Magnoliopsida; Caryophyllales; Amaranthaceae. The record is from RefSeq and is a predicted model, not a curated record.